Cuscuta europaea is the source of this 601-nucleotide messenger RNA. The record is from the annotation of a GenBank genome assembly. NCBI's taxonomy places the organism in Eukaryota, Viridiplantae, Streptophyta, Magnoliopsida, Solanales, Convolvulaceae.
CAAAAUCGAAUUCAAUUUAAUUUUGGUAAUGAUGUUGAGACAUUCAUGCUUGAGCAUAUUAGUAAAGUUGUGGACGUUAUUGGAGAUGGACAUUGCGGAUAUCGCUCAUUUGCAGAGCUUUUAGGAUGGGGAGAAAUAGAAUGGGUUAGAGUUCAAAGGGAGUUAGCGGAAGAACUAGAUCAUCAUCGUGGGCUGUAUGAUCCUAUAUGCCUUCUUGGCACUAUUGAUGACUUGCGGAAACAAAUAGACUACUACAUUAGUCCAACACCACCCCGACAUUGGAUACAUAUGCCGCACACAUGGUUGAUCUUUGCAACGUUAUAUCAGGUUAUUUUAGUGCAUCUUGACCUCCACGAACCAGUAACUUGUUUGCCCAUGAUCGCUCCUCCUGGUAGUAGUCCUCCAGAGACAAUUUUUUGCAUUGCUCGGCUUCAUUCCCAACAACACUACAUAGCUAUUUGGCUUAACAACAAUGCUCAGUUGCCACCAGUGAUUACGACAUGGUCUUACUAUCACGACGCUAGUGUUACGGGAUGGGAUACUCCACUUCUUCAUCGAAUUAAACAGUUUACAGAACGCCGUAAUUUUAUAAGAGAUCCCG